Molecule: messenger RNA, 1886 nt
Organism: Micropterus salmoides (largemouth bass)
Lineage: Eukaryota; Metazoa; Chordata; Actinopteri; Centrarchiformes; Centrarchidae
Gene: chordc1b
Product: cysteine and histidine-rich domain (CHORD) containing 1b
Exons: 11
Coding region: 115-1140 (341 amino acids)
Source: RefSeq, a predicted model, not a curated record
CAUCCGGAAGUGAGACCAGUAAAGAAACGGUCGCUGCUCUACAUCUUACACACACUAGCUUUUUAGUGUUAGUUACAAAUCUGGCCACCUGUAAAACUUGUUUCACCCGCCACCAUGUCCGCGUUGUGCUAUAAUAAGGGAUGUGGGCAGCGAUUUGAUCCGGAAAAUAACCCAGACGAUGGCUGCACCUAUCACCCAGGAGUCCCAGUAUUCCACGAUGCAUUGAAGGGAUGGUCCUGCUGCAAGAGAAGAACUACAGACUUCUCAGACUUCCUCAGCAUUGCUGGCUGUACAAAAGGCCCCCACAACAAGGAGAAGCCCCCUGAGCCGGUGAAACCAGAUGUGACCUCAUCAGGAGGAAAGAAAGACGCAGAUGACCAAAAACCAAAGUUUAACGAGUACAUCAUCUCCGCACCUAAACCCCAGGAGGCCAUACGCAGGCCCAGUGCUGAUGAGCCGUUAGUGAGAAUGCAGCAUAAAGUCUCUGCUUCUCUGAGGCAGGCUCUGGAGAAACUGAAGCUAUCUGAAAAUGCGGCUGAGAAGAAUGAGGAAGAUAGUGACGAGAUCAAGAUAGGAACAUCCUGUAAAAAUGGAGGAUGUACAAAAAGUUUUGAAGGACCUGUAAGCGAUUCAGAUGUGUGCUCAUACCACCCUGGAUUUCCUAUCUUCCAUGAAGGGAUGAAAUACUGGAGCUGCUGUAAGAGGAAAACCUCCGACUUUAACACCUUCCUCUCUCAAGAGGGCUGCGCAAAGGGAACACAUCUGUGGAAGAAGAAAGAUGCGGGUAAGAAAGUGGUUCCAUGUCGGUUUGACUGGCACCAGACCGGGGCGCAGGUCAUCAUCUCUAUCUACGCCAAGAACGCCGUCCCAGAGCUGAGCUACGUGGAUGCAAACAGCACCAUGCUCAACAUCCACGUUAUAUUUGAGGGAGAGAAGGAAUUUGAUCAGAAAAUCAGCUUGUGGGGAGUGAUAGAUGUAAGUAAAAGCACAGUGAACAUGAUGGCUGCCAAGAUCGAGAUAGCCAUGAAGAAGUCUGAGCCCAUGUCAUGGGCUCGUCUGGACCUUCCUCCCCCCGUUGCCCCCCCCAAGGAGAACGAGAAGAAAAAAGAGGAGACUGAUAGUGAGGAUGAAGAUGAAUGAUGAGGAAUUAAAAUUAAAACAUAGUGUUUAUUUUUAGCUGAAUCUAAGGCCACACAGUCCAUUUCUUACCUCUUUUAAAGAUUUGCCUCUUCUGCUGUCAUGGAACUUUGGCCUCUACUCUUCAACACUGCAGUGUUUCCCUUUUCACUCUUAGUUGUCGACUUUCUUGAUUUGGCCUGUUUUUCUCAAGUUUUGGCUCUUUUUUAUUGCUUAUCAUUAUAUUAUUGCUAAUCAUUAUAUAGGUUGGAAUGCUGAAGAAUCUUCAAGUAUAUUUUACACCCAUUUUUCACUCAAGUACUGAAUGAUAAUGGAGGGAACACUGACUUUUAAACUUUCAAUCAAGUCAGAUGAUGACACACUUGCACUGAAAUCCCCUGGGAAAUAACACUGCGCACAUAGGAGUCAGCUGUGACCAUGCUUGAUCUCGGACCCAUAAAGCCUUUCUUGUGAACUGCUCACAUCGUAAUGGACCACAGUUGUGACCAUUUUCUAUUUCACCAAUGUUUGGUAAAAGAUUCAUUCCAUCCUUUGGUGUCAUAAAUUGUAUAAAUUAUUGCAUUGUCCACAGGUAUCACGUCAGGCUAAAUGCUGUCUUCACAGAUAUGUUCCCUGGUCUGUGUGAUAAUGAAGCUGCUCUAUGUAGUUUGAGUAAGAAAUUUGGAACCUAAAAUGUCCACAUUUGCAUAAUAUGGAGUGUAUUCUGAAUAAACUGUUAGAAGAAAUACAAUAGUUUCUUGGGACUCUUA